Colletotrichum fioriniae is the source of this 606-nucleotide messenger RNA. The record is from RefSeq and is a predicted model, not a curated record. NCBI's taxonomy places the organism in Eukaryota, Fungi, Ascomycota, Sordariomycetes, Glomerellales, Glomerellaceae.
AUGCCCUCCGAACCUACCAAGCCAUCCAACGCGGGUAUCAUCACGGAUGAUGCCGGCGAACGCCAGAUUCCCGAGUCGAAGCGAGCAGACGGCAGCGUCCGUAAAGCCAUCAAAGUGCGUCCCGGCUACCGCCCUCCUGAAGAUGUCGAAGUAUACAAGAACCGCACUGCCGCAGGGUUCCGCGAUCGCGCGACAAGAGGUGGCCUGAAGGAGGAAAAGCCAGACGCCUCCUCCGCCGCGAGUAAUAAGAAUGCAAAGCGCCGGGAAGCGCGAAAGAAGGCCAAGGCCUCCGGCGAGGAGGAAGGGGACGAUACGAAGCAGUCCGGUGGCGACGGUAACGCUGCCAAGGCCGAAGAGGCCGACCCUGAAGUCGAGAGAGAAAAGAAGGCUCGGAAUCUUAAGAAGAAGCUGAAGCAGGCAAAGGACCUCAAGGACAAAAAGGAAGGCGGAGGGACGCUUCUGCCCGAGCAGAUCGCCAAGGUCAUCAAGAUCAACGAGCUUAUCCGCGAACUCGAUGCUUUGGGUUUCGAUGCUGAAGGAGAGCCCAAAACUGCCAAUGGAGCGAACGGGGAUUCUAAUGCCAAGGAAUCACCCAAGGAAGCCUAA